This is a messenger RNA of Priapulus caudatus, 980 nucleotides long. RefSeq names its product NEDD8-activating enzyme E1 catalytic subunit-like. Gene Ontology annotation, cellular component: cytoplasm; nucleus. The record is from RefSeq and is a predicted model, not a curated record. Gene Ontology annotation, biological process: protein neddylation. Gene Ontology annotation, molecular function: NEDD8 activating enzyme activity. NCBI's taxonomy places the organism in Eukaryota, Metazoa, Priapulida, Priapulimorpha, Priapulimorphida, Priapulidae.
GCGUAGCGGUAGUCAUCAUGGCCGACUUUGAGUCACCGAUGUCGGUAGGGGGCAGCGAUGUCGACGGUGACUGGCCGGGGCGAUGGAAUCACGUAAGCAAGCUUCUGGAGAGAACAGGACCGCUAGCGCACCCGGACUUUGUCCCGGGAGAAGAGAUAUUUAACUUCAUGCGUAAAGAUUGCAGGUUGCUUGUCAUUGGAGCCGGAGGUCUGGGAUGUGAACUUCUCAAAGACUUGGCACUCAUGGGUUUCCACAACAUAGAUGUUAUAGACAUGGACACGAUCGAUCUCUCCAACCUCAACCGGCAGUUCCUCUUCCGCACUCAGGACAUUGGCAAGUCGAAGGCACACGUCGCCGCUGCGUUCGUGCGGCGGCGCGUGCCGGGGUGCCGCAUAGAGCCUCACUGCUGCCGAAUACAGGAUUUCGACGAGGAAUUCUACCGGGAGUUCCACGUCGUUAUUUCGGGUCUGGAUUCGGUGAUCGCCCGCCGAUGGAUCAACGGCAUGCUGCUGAGUUUGCUGGCUUACGACACGGACGGAAACGUCGAUGAGUCGACGAUCAUCCCGCUGGUAGAUGGCGGCACUGAGGGGUUCAAGGGCAGUGCGAGGGUCGUGCUCCCCGGCCUGACGGCGUGCAUAGAAUGCACCGUGGACCUCUAUCCCCCACAGGUGAACUUUCCGAUGUGUACGAUCGCUCACACGCCACGCCUCCCCGAGCAUUGCAUCGAGUACGCGCGAAUCCUGCUGUGGCCCAAGGAGCAGCCGUUCGGAGAUGGCGUCGAGAUCGACGACGACGACCCGGAGCACGUUCGCUGGGUGUUCCGGCAGGCGGUGGAGCGCGCGGACCAUUACGGGAUCAUGGGAGUGACGUACCGGCUCACACAGGGCGUCGUUAAACACAUCAUCCCGGCCGUCGCGACGACGAACGCGGUCAUAGCCGCAGCGUGCGUCACCGAGACCUUCAAGCUUGCCAGCAGGUAG